Messenger RNA from Pyricularia oryzae 70-15, 2837 nucleotides. RefSeq names its product nuc-1 negative regulatory protein preg. The record is from RefSeq and is a predicted model, not a curated record. The coding region runs from base 960 to 2288 and encodes 442 amino acids. Gene Ontology annotation, molecular function: cyclin-dependent protein serine/threonine kinase regulator activity; protein kinase binding. The transcript is spliced from 4 exons. Gene Ontology annotation, biological process: regulation of cyclin-dependent protein serine/threonine kinase activity. Gene Ontology annotation, cellular component: nucleus; cyclin-dependent protein kinase holoenzyme complex. Lineage: Eukaryota; Fungi; Ascomycota; Sordariomycetes; Magnaporthales; Pyriculariaceae.
AAUCGGUCCGUGAGAAACAUAGUUCCGAUUAUCGGGACCUGAAAUUUUUGUUUGCUUGCUUCAUAUCGAUCGUGACAAUUUCGCUUCUUUGUCCUUGCGCAGUUUUUACCAAGGACCAAACCGUUCUAUCCGUAAACUAAACAAUCUGCCUCUUCAUUUUUUUGCGCUUUAAUCAUUUCAGAAAAGUCGGCCGAGACGUACGAAUUCGCUUUGUCAAACCCGGUCUUAGCGAGCUUUUAGCUAAAAAUUCAAGACAGUGCAGGGUGGUUAUGGUACCUGUUGCCGACUUGAGAGCAGUUUACAAAGUAAAUUUGCUGUUCACGAGCAACACGCGACAGCAACAAGCAGCAGGACAACAACAAAGGUAAAGCCGCCGCUUUGCACAUUGGAUCGCAUCACACGACACCGACCGAUUGCGUGUCGAUUGACCCCUCAUCGCCAAUUCGCUGCUGCAACCUUAUAGUAGUUUCGCGAGGGUACUUAUCAGCCCAAGGGAGACAGACGAUACCGACCUUGCCUUAGCUUCAUCACCAAAAAGGCGCCGGGUGGAUAUCCGCUGCAAAGCCCAUUCCCCGUCUCCAUUUUCCACACCCCCGCCCACUCUUCCUUGCGUUGUGCAUCCUUCUCAAGUCAGCCAAUCGCUGUCCCGUCAUUGACGGCGUGUCUUGUCGGUGCAAUCCAUUUGGAGGAGAGCCGACCCUCUCUGCUGCGUGCAACACCCUGGCGCGCAACGCAGAAAAAAUCUAGAAGGCAGCAAUCCCCAAAAUCCCUCCUUUCAUCUUUGGGCGUGCGGGACAAAUAAACUCCACAAGCUGCACUAAAGGGAAAAUCAGUCUUACGGUAGAUACCAUACCAUUUCUGGGACAGACCGCAGCCACCGAGCAGAUAGGCCAUUUACCGGACGGCCGGAACCGGACGAACAGCCACCAGGGAAUGGGGAGAACGAUCUGGCGGGGAUCAUGUUGACGAGGUCUCCCGCCGCACCACAUCCGCGCUCGUCCAAUGCGUCGCCCAGUUUCCACCACACCUUCCACUAUGCGCCCGCAAGCGCCGCUACCGCCUCCGCCGCACCCGCACCCUCCCCCCCGUCACGACUCUCCGUCCCCGUCCCACUCCUCGCCAAGCCCCGACGCCCCUCGUUGUCAUCGUCGCCGUCCCCAUCAUUGCCUGCUUCGGGGCCACUGAGCCGCAGCACCGACGCCCCCUCUCCGGCUGCGUCCCCCGCCGCGGCCCCGAAGCGCUAUGUCGCUGUCGAUGCCGGUACACAGUACUCUCCUAUGGAGCCGAUCAACUACUUGGCAACUUUACAUGCGAGACAGAACCUGCACGUAAUACCCGACGAGCCACCCCCGACUCCGGGCCCGAAGCCCAUGACGCCGGGCGUAGAGCAGGGCGCUGCCGCCGCCGCCGCCGCCGCCUCAGCUUCAGCUCAUCAGCCCCCGCCAUCGGCAUCAUCGGGCCCGGUCCCCAACAUGGCCGUGACCCCCGUAGAGCCCAAGGCCGUGACGUCCCCCGCCAUCAAGAGGCGGAAUUCCCAGGCUGUCGCCUCAAAUAGCGGGGAUGCGGCCACUCAGGCCCAAAAUAUUCCACAAAAACGCGCAAAGCCGACGAGACCUCCACCCAAGGUCCUGCCACAACGAUAUGAACUGUGUCAGGUCGAGGACAUUGUCGUCUUGAUAGCGCACAUGCUCGGCGAGUUAAUUGAGACCAACGAUGCAUUGGCUCUCAAGUCGGGUCACUUGACAAGGUUUCAUUCACGAACCGCACCUGGUAUCUCGGUUCUGGAAUACCUCCACCGUCUCGCCAAGCACGCGACGCUGUCACCGCCUCUCCUCCUAUCCAUGGUCUAUUACAUUGACCGCCUGUGCGCCCUUUAUCCUGACUUCACCAUCAACACGCUCACAGUGCACCGUUUCCUCAUCACGGCAGCAACGGUUGCGGCCAAAGGCCUAUCGGAUCUCUUCUGGAAUAACACCACAUAUGCGCGCGUGGGCGGCGUCCGCGUGGCCGAGCUCAAGCUUUUGGAGCUCGAGUUUCUGUACCGGGUGGACUGGAAGAUUGUCCCCAACCCGGACGUUCUCGUUGCGUACUACAAAGGGCUUGUCGAACGCUGCCCGGGCUACGUAAUACAGGGCGACGAAGGGGAGCAGCAACCCGGUGCUCAAGCGGAUGACGAAAUAGAAGACUACGAUGACGAAUUAGACGACGACGACGAAGAAGAAGAAGACGAAGUCGCCGAUGAUGACGAGGCGAGCUCCGAGGACGACAGCGCCAAGAAUGGGAGGUAGCCACUCCUUCCUGAAGCUUUUUUAUCCGUGUCUUGGCUGGACGGCAAACUGGUCGUCCAACACAGGCCGAGCUUUCAAAUUAUUGGUAACUUUAGCGGUUUAUAAAAUACGACAGUGGAGGGUCUUGGGUUUUUAUCGAUGGGAAUUUGACGAAGGACUGCCGCAUAGCAUGGGAUCUUUUUUGGUAUUCAUUUGGUUAGAGAGGGGAUUUUCUUCUAUUCUUUUUUUUGCGCUCGUUUUUUUUUCAACUUUGUGACGCUCGCCUUCCCCGGCGUCUACUUUUAAAGUCUUUGUUUCUAUUUUUUGGGAUACCCUGAUGAUUACAAGGGAGAUAUGGGAGUCAUUACGUUUGUAUACUCUACAUAACGAUUGAGGAAUCAAGCUACGAUGCAACUCCGGCCUGAAAGUCAAAAGGUCUGAAUAGCGAAGAAUGCCGUUGCAAUUCUACAAGAUCCAAGGCAAAUAAGAUGAGCUGAAUUUACGGCAGGAAGAAGACACGGAAGAUAUUCAAUGAAGAUUCCAAAUAGAAACCCUCCCGGUGGAUUGAGA